Molecule: messenger RNA, 1401 nt
Organism: Alternaria ventricosa
Lineage: Eukaryota; Fungi; Ascomycota; Dothideomycetes; Pleosporales; Pleosporaceae
Exons: 2
Coding region: 1-1401 (466 amino acids)
Biological process (GO): DNA-templated transcription
Cellular component (GO): nucleus
Molecular function (GO): DNA binding; zinc ion binding
Source: RefSeq, a predicted model, not a curated record
AUGAUUGAGUUUGAGUUGGCUUGCAAUUGCCAAACUCUGACCGACCGGUUCUCCGACGCAGCGGAAGAGCUAAGCCGGAGUUUUGGUGCAGCGAGAACAAGCGUUGAACGCGUGCAAGAGCUGUUUUUGAAGUGCGUUUGGUUGAAAGCCGAGUCCAAGAUCGUAGAGUCGUGGCAUGCGCUUUCGCGCACGAUCCGGGAAGCGCAAGAGCUGGGCAUCGAUAAGGAUGGAGGUAUCGAAGGCCUGUGCGAGUUUGAUAUCGAGAUCAGGAGACGUCUCUGGACGUUGCUGUACAUCUGGGACUGGCAAAUGUCAGCAUGGCUCGGCCGUCCAAACCUCAUCGACCAGAAGAAUCUCGACUUCAAGUUCCCCAAUCUACGGCUCGACAAGUCGACCACGGAGCCAAACCUACUAUCACCCUUCGCACACAUCGCCCUUCAAGCAUACCUCGGUCGUAGGAUCGCCGCGACCAUGGGGAAUGCCCAAUCUGAACACGCUCUUUCAGACAAACAGGUCUUGGCAAUAGAAGCGGAAUGCGAAAAGUUCAUCGAGGAGCUGCCACCCAUCUUCCGCUUCACAGACCCCGACACCUCGUUUGAUGAGUCCCAUCCUUUCUUCGUGUUCCAGCGCUGUCAGCUACAUUGCGUCAUUUUCGUGACGAUGCUGAAUUUCUUCAAGCCCUACCUGACCCGCGAACGAAAAGACGCGAUAGCUGAUCAAGACGACGAGUUUCGGAGGAAAGGUGUGGAUAUCGCGUUGCGACUUCUGAAAGUAGCGCGCCAGCUCUUCGACCACGAGUUCCCCAUCAACGCGAAGUUCCACAUGGUAGUCUUCGCGAUCUUCGACACGGCGACUCUGCUCUGCUCGGCUAUUAUACACGAUCGCGAGCACCUUCUACCUCAUCGCGAAGAGAUUGUGGAUGCAAUCGAAAGCUCCCUGGAUAUGCUGCAUCAGCUCAGCGGGACAACGAAACUAGGCGCUACAUCGUACAACUUCCUCUUCAAGCUCGUGCAGGCCACACCAGAGCUUUCGCGGUACUCAUCAGCUAGUAAGCGGCAACGACAAACUUCUUCCUCGGUCCCUACGACAACACCGCCGGUGCCGGCGCAUGAGCCUGCGCCUGUAGCUGUGAUGCCACCGGUGAAGAACACAGCGCUGCCGGAGCCGACUGCUGCACCGGUACUUUCCACUGCUGGCGAUCUUCCGUCGAUGACGAUCUCGGAUGAGCUGUCCUUCGAUAUCGAUCAGUUCCUAGCCCAGAACCCCUUUGGCACGGUCGGUGAUCCGGCUGCCGUCGACAUGGGUGGUAUGGAGCAGAUUUGGGACUGGCAGGAUUUGCAUAUAGACGUUUACGCGCAGGGAGAGCCGGAUGUAUGGAAUGCUACCGGUGAUGGAUCGUGA